UGAUUGGUUGAUGGAGUGAUGCCCCCCGUGUUGGGUACAACGCUAUGUGUUGACUGGGUUUAUGCUUUAGUCCCGAUAGGAGUCCGUAUGGAAAGGGAGGCUAUGGUGUGCUAUAUCUCUACGAUUGUAUGCAUUCGUAUGCCAUAGAAAUGUACGAAAUGUAUGCCAAUUACGCCAUACUAUACGCUAUGCUAUUCACCACUCCAUACAUACUAUAUGUGAAGCGUUCAGUCAAACCAUGUCUUAUGGCUGACGGACACUCACUGGUGAUCGCAGGCAUAGGUUAACCGUAUUUACAGGACAACCGACCCGUCACUGACCACUCAUUGCAUGUCAGCACCCCUUCUAAGUGUCUUGUGAUGCAGAUGUCAUCACAUUUGCCACCAAAUCGUCUCAAUUGUCUCAUCCAUUAAACCGAUUAACUCACGCAUCGACUGAGCGUUGGCGAUCCAUUGGUGCGAUCGCCGGAAGCGCUUCGUGAUCGCCGUCUGCGGUGAUGACGACCUCAUCGGAGGACGUGUUGCGAGUGGUGGAGGCAGUGAGGAUGAAGAAGACCGACGGCACCCUCUAUAUGAUGGCCGAACGCAUCGCAUGGAUGCCCAACGGGAAGGACUCGUUCACUAUUUCCCACAAAUACGCCGACAUUAAGACUCAGAAGAUAUCACCGGAAGGCAAGCCGAAGAUCCAGUUGCAGGUGGUGUUGGACUCCGGGAGCGAUACCUUUCACUUCGUGAACGCCAAUGGAGUGGAGAGUCAACUGAAUGACAGGAAUGAAGUGAAGGAACUCUUACAGCAAUUGUUACCCAAAUUCAAGCGAAUGAUAUCCAAAGAUCUCCAAGAGAAGAGCCGUGUCCUCAACGAAGACCCGGAGCUCUUCGGGCUCUACAAAGAGUUAGUCACCUCUAACAUCAUUACCGCCGAAGAGUUUUGGGCCAACUAUGCGACCAACAGGAGGAUUGACUUGAGAGAUAAGAGCGAACCGAACGGCCAAAGGGUUGGCGUUUCGGCGGCCUUUCUGGCAGACAUUUCGCCGCAAGUGGACGGAUGUAAUGGCAUUAAAUACAAUAUCACUAAAGAUAUAAUUGACGCCAUUUUCAACACAUAUCCCGCCGUAAAGCGGAAGCACUUCGAGAGCGUUCCGCACAAAGUGACGGAACAGGAGUUUUGGCAGCGAUUCUUUCAGUCACAUUACUUCCACAGAGACCGCAACUCAACCACCAAAGACUUCUUCAAUGACUACUCUAAUCAUGACAUCGAAAGUGCUUUAAGAAAAGGUAUUAUCGAUCCCUUUCUCGACUUGUCCUCAAUGGAGGACAGAGUCAUUGGGACGACACUCGAGAGUCGCGAAGACAAGGAUAAGAAUAAAAGCGAUUCUUUGAAUUCACUCUCGAAUUCAAAUCAGGCGCUCAUUAAACGCUUUAAUCACCACUCGAUCCGAGUGUUGGAGUCCUCGAUGAGUAGAAGUGGCGACAGCUCUGCGAACCCCUUAACCAAUGGUCCCAAAGAUCCAAACCCUCCGCCAAUACUUAACGGAAACGUCUCGAAAAAGGCAAAGACUUCUCAUACGGUGACCACAACAGUGACACCAGUUAUUGAUGACAACGAACUCAUUGCUGUACAACAAGAGAGGGAUCACAUGAAGAGAUUACGACUUGAAGAGAAGACUCAAUUGUCGGACUUGGAAGACAGUGAUAGUCAGAAAGUGAAGAUACCUGUGCUUAACAUUGCGAACAGAGACCGCUAUCUCGCGGGUCCCAUACCUAACGGCGACUGUGAUAUCUAUAAUAAUAGUUAUUCCUAUGAAAGCAAUCAUAACAAUAAUUUAGACAAUAAUAUGUUUCACUCGUAUUUGCAAAUCGACAAUUUGGUCACCAAUUGGGGGCCGCGCUGUCAGAAUGCACUCAACUCGGCCUCAGCCAUCUCUGCCUUAAGCGAGUUGUCUCCCGGAGGGGCUCUCAUGAAGACCUCCCACACGACUAACCUUAAAGACGAAGUGCCGCUCGACGUCCAGAAAGAGCUCAAGAACUUGACGUUCGCUUUGAAUGAGUUGUUGAGACACUUCUGGUCCUGCUUUCCGGCCACUACUCCACAGAUUGAGGACAAGUUGUACCAAAUGAAGACCACUUUAGAGCGCUUUCAAUACGUCAAACUCCAACCCUUUCACGACAAACUCAGUCGCGAAUAUCAUACCACAGACAGUUACGCCCUUUGGUUCGACGCAUGCAUUCAAAAGCAAUUUACGCCCAUUUGUGUCAUUACUCGUAGGAUUAUGGCUUCAAAAUGGCUUAACUAUGAUAUUAAUGCCUCAAACAUGUCAAAUAUCCUAUUCAUGAGUGAAGUGCUCACUUCAGCCGCUUCUCAGGGGUCGGCGCCGUUGACCACAACCAUAGAGAUGGACGAAGAGGGUGACCAAAGACAGAGUUUGAGUGGAAGUGCCGGUGAACUGACUCCUGUCACCAAUUGCUGUCUUAAGAAGAAGUGUUACGAAAGUGUAUUACCUCGGACACAGAACGAUCUCUUCAACAACUUUUGGCGAAUCGGAGACUACGCGAAGCAGAACUACUUCUUAGUGGGACUAAUGGCCGCACAAUCACCAAAACAGGUGACGAGUCGACCGCUUAAGAAGAAUAAGAGCUUGAGUUGGAAGUAUUGGGUGGACAUCCGGGGCCGCAAAGUGCAGGUCUGUAAGGGUUUCUUUCUGGCCGUCUAUGGCGUGUCCGACAAAAGGCUUCGAGUCCUUCAGACAAAGCUAGUGAAUGGGGAACCGCUUGAAGACCAAAGAGGCAAAUACGACAACUCGAGGCGAGCCAAUCAACACACCGCUCGUCGCAAACACGAAGACCACCACCAGUUAGAUGCCAUCCAAAGCCCACAAUCAGCUGCAAAGAGCGCCAGGAGAUCCAAAUCGGAUACAAAUAACAUGAAUUCCUCUCUAAUCAACGAUAACACCCUAAUUGUCAACGAAAUCGUCACUUCAUUCCCACAAAACUUCACUACUAUUUAAAGUUAAAGACAAUUAUUGUGUGC
Messenger RNA from Oppiella nova, 3027 nucleotides. NCBI's taxonomy places the organism in Eukaryota, Metazoa, Arthropoda, Arachnida, Sarcoptiformes, Oppiidae. The record is from the annotation of a GenBank genome assembly.